AUGUUCGCUCCCAGCCAGCAGUCCAUGUCAGCAGCGGAGCAGCAGGAGACGAAGACCUGGUUGACCUCCGUGGCCUUCACCAGUGCCACCAUCGAGGCUUUCGAGAAGCACGCCCUCGGCAAGAACCAGCUGGCCUACUUGGAAGACACGCACUUGAAACAGAUGAACAUCUGCAUCGGCGACCAGCUGCGCAUCAAGAAGGCUGCCCAGGAGCUGAAGAAGGAAGAGGCCAGGCAACAGGCCAUGCAGGAAGCAGAGAGGGCCAACAAGAUUGUGGCCACCUUCGCAGACAAGUUUUCUUGUUGUGGUUUGCCAUGCACGCCGUUCCAGCACCAUCGCACCACGUGGCAGAUGUCCGAGGCGGGCAUCGUCGAACACAAGGGUCUUGGACUGGGCAAAGGCGUCAAGCAGAACAACAUCGACUUUGCGCAGGUGGCCGACGUGGAUCGUCAGUCAUCGGGCUGCGGUGGCUGCUUGGGCACCGUGACGCUCACAACCACCACCUCGGAGACCUACGUGCUGAAGACGGAUCAAAGCAAGGUGGUUUUCGACGAUGUCAAGAAGCACUGGCAGGCGGCCAAAGCAGCUGGAACCGCCUGA
Messenger RNA from Symbiodinium sp. CCMP2592, 600 nucleotides. The record is from the annotation of a GenBank genome assembly. Lineage: Eukaryota; Dinophyceae; Suessiales; Symbiodiniaceae.